CGCGUUCGUGAAAGUCCACAGACGACUUUCAGGGUCGUCUGCUCCGCUCGUUCGGCCGAAGCCGGCUUCGUCUCGCGAAAAAGGAGCCACCAAAAGGGAUAUCCGAAGUACUCACUCGUCCGCUCGAAGGUGGCCAAAGAACCUCGAGGAGAAACUGCCACGACGGAUCGAACCGUCUCCGUCUCUCCUUCGAUCACCUUAGUUACACCACGUUAUCGUCGAAUCGAUGAGAUCGAGCCGCGACGCGUGUCUUCCUUUCUGUUGGUCUCGUUUUCCAGCUGGAACGUCGAAACGCGUCGUCGAGUUCCUUGACACCGCGAGCAAUGUCGCUCGGUUCUUGAAUCCAGCACUCGACACCGAGGCAGCUUCGUCGAUACGCGAUCGAAUAACUGUGACUUCCGUCGCUUCUCUCGAUUCUGUCUCGAUCUCGAACGAGAAGUUACGCGCGUGACAAACUGGAAUCGCGGACAGACCGAUCGAUCCGACCGACAAGCUGAAAAACAAGAAAGUUGAAAAGUGGACGGUGAAGGAAAGAGUGUCUGGAAGAAGAAGAUGUCUCGUCUUCGUGGUUCUGGAUCGUCGACGACGAAGGAAGGUACGAAGAUCAACUCGUACCACAAGGAUCAUUUUCGCGACGAGCAAGAGGACGAAGCGGUAAAAUCUUGUAAAAACGGGACGAAUCGUUAUCACUUUGGCAUGCAGCAAAGGGACGAGGAGAGAAACGCUCGCAACCACAGGGAACACUCGAACGAAGAUCCAGACUUGCUGUACAAAAAGAGCAAGCAACACUUCGGCGCCUGGGACAUCAAGGACAUCGUCCAGGACGAGAGUCAGAGAUCGAGGAAGCUGAACGACAGACCGGAGGAAUCUCGAUUAACGAACGGUCGUUCGAAGAACCACUUCUCCAAGCUGGAUCGUUACGAGGAUGAAGUUGUGUCGCGAGACGAUCGUGCCAGAACAGGAUCCAUCGAUCGUGAUCAGACUGGAUCGUACCGAUCGAGGAAGAAGGACGGUUGGGAUCAUUCAGACUCGAAAACUCCCAAGUAUUCUCGAUCGAGGAACGACGUUAAACUCGAUUCCCAGCGAAACGACGAGAGAGAUUUGCUUUUGAAAGAGAUCGAGAGUUUGACUGUGGACGGAAGAUCGCCGGAUCGAAGGAUCCGAGCGAUGAUCGAACGAUUCAAGUGUCGCGAAGAGGACAAAUUGAAAUCGAGGAUGGAUCACGAUUCUCUCAGUCCAGACAGAGAAGAUUAUCGACCGAAAACUGGUAUCCGGGACGAGGAUCGUAACAAAAUUAGAAUCCAGAAGGAGGAUCGAGAGGACGAUCGAAGAUCCACCAGAUCCAAGGCUCGAGAAACAGAGAAAUUCGAUCGCGAAGAGAACAGGAGUCGUUCCAUCGAUCGAAGAACAGAGAAAUUCAACGAUAACCCUAAAUUAUUCUCUGAUAAUUUAGAGAAAAAUCAUCAGAGACGAUCCAAAGAACCCGAGGAGGAUCAUCCUCGAGUCAGAGACAGUCCAAAACGAAGAAGCUACGUCUACGAUGGAAACCCGGAAGACUUCGAUGUGCGAAUACAACGAUACGAAAGAGCCGUAGUAGAACCCAGAAGAGAACUCGAAUCCUCCAGAAGAGUUUCGUUAAAAGAUUCCGAAGGUGAGUUAGGACGAAAGGAGUCGUUCAAGGAUCACGAUCGACAGGUGUCUAGGAAGAGUUCCUUCAAGUCUAACGAUUCGAAAAAGAGCCACUCCAGAGACAGAGAAUCGAAUUCGACUAGAAAAACAUCGUUCAAGGAUCAAGAAAACGAUCUGUACAGAAAGAACUCGUUCAAGGCUCAGGAUAACGAGAGGAAGUAUUUGGAGAAAAAUCCCGAACACGUUUCGAGGAAGAGUUCGUUCAAAGAUCAGCUCCAGGAUACGGGAAGGAAGAAUUCGUCGAAGGAUUCGGAUUACGGUAGGAUCUCCUCGAAGAACCGAAUCGACGAGGAUGAAAGGAAACGAUCGUUUAAAGGACACGCGGACGGUGUUAGUAGGAUCACCUUCAAAGAACACGACGCUGAAUCGGCCAGAUACCAGCCGUGCAAGGAGCAGGAUUCGGACAUCGGCAGAGUAAGUUUCAAGGAUCGUUCGAACGAGUUGUCUCGUAAGAACUCGUUGAAAGAGAAAACCGUCGAGUUUGCUGGAAUCUCUUACAAGGAUCACGAGGACGACGAGGACGGGGAGUCGAGCAAAGUGUCCUUUCGAAGACAUUCACCGAAUGGAAGAUACGUCGAAUUCGGUACGGUGUCUUAUCAAAAUCACGAGGACGAGUCGCCGGCCGGCAACGAGCGAGAUUGCGAUCUCGAGAGAGAUCCAGAGACGUCGAAAAGACGUUGCUCCCCGAGGAGCAAGAGCCACGAGAUGCUGGAGAAAAGACCGGGCAGACAUAGCAGACCGUUGACGCCACCGAAACGAGACGAUUCGAAGGAUCGAGAGGAAUUUAAUUCCAAGUGUUGGCACGAGAGUAAUCGUAUCUUCGCGAGCAAGUAUCUUCGAGAGAACAGCAAGUAUCGGGCGAAUCCUGAUGGUCGUUCGGAGAUCGAGCGAGAUCCUUCGCCGGAAGUGUACGAAGAGGAUGCUGAAAGGCGAGAACAACGAUGCACGAAAUUGGAACCGUACAAUUUCGGUGGCGAGGAUCGUCCUCGUGAUGUGGACACGCGAAACGGUGCGACGAUCAUCAGGAUUCGAUCGAGUCCUGACACCACCGUCGAGAGGAGACGUCGACGUCGUCCUGUGCAGGACUCGUACGCUGGACGACGAAGACGUUACGAGAUGGAGGAGGAGGAAGACACCGACGAAGAGGAGGAGGAUAGGCAGAGAUCGACACGAGCGGAUGAUUCGACGAUGGCGAGAGGUGUUUCUACACCCUCGAGGAGGGUCUGGAAUUAUCGCGAAGGGGGUGUCCUGAUCACGGAUGUAGAAGAGGGUCAGCCUUGUUUGCAGUGCGGGGAAACGUGUUCAGGAUUUUCGCCCCACACAUGGAGAAAGAAUUGCACGAGUUGCAAAUGUCCUCGAGAAGCACACGACGUAUGCCACGAAGAAUGGGUGUCGGUCAGGUCUCGUUUAGGCCUGAAAGGCGAAGAAUCCUCGUCCCCGUCUGUUUUCGAUCCGAGAGCAAAGGGCCUCGCGUGGGCCCCACCUGGUCUCCCAGCUCACAAGGUCGACGAAUACUUUUCCAUGCUGCCAGAGAUUUCGGUGCCCAGGCUAGGGACACCGGGUGAACGAUACAGGGACCGACAAUUGGCGAUUCAGUUGCCUAAGCAGGACUUGGCCAGAGCCUAUUGUCGCCACUUGAACCCGAAACACGCCAGCAGUGCUGACGAUUUCAUGGCAGCGAGAAACGAAAUCGCGUUGGACAUUGGAAGUGUCCAGGAAGUGCUCGAGAGAGACGUCGAUUGCGGUGCAUGCCAUACGCCCAUAAAAUACGGCAGUCUUGCCGUAUCAGCGAGCAAACUGGGCCUUCUUUAUCACCCGACGUGUUUCCGGUGCUCAGAGUGCAAGGAACUCUUGGUAGACCUUGCUUACUGCGUGCACGACGACACCCUGUUUUGCGAGAGGCAUUACGCUGAACAAUUGAAACCUAGGUGUGCAGCUUGCGACGAAUUGAUUUUCAGUGGCGAGUACACGAAGGCGAUGAACAAGGACUGGCACAGCGGCCACUUCUGUUGCUGGCAGUGCGACGAGUCUUUGACCGGGCAACGCUACGUGCUCAGGGACGAGCAUCCUUACUGCAUCAAGUGCUACGAGAACGUGUUCGCGAAUGGCUGCGAGGAGUGCAACAAAAUCAUCGGUAUCGACUCGAAGGAUUUGUCGUACAAGGAUAAGCAUUGGCACGAGGCCUGCUUCCUCUGCAACAGGUGCAGAGUGUCCUUGGUGGACAAACAGUUCGGUAGCAAGGUGGACAAGAUCUACUGCGGCAACUGCUACGACGCCCAAUUCGCCAGCCGUUGCGAUGGGUGCGGCGAGAUCUUCCGUGCCGGUACCAAGAAGAUGGAGUACAAGACCAGGCAGUGGCACGAGAAAUGCUUCUGCUGCGUUGUCUGCAAGAACCCGAUCGGAACGAAGAGCUUCAUCCCGCGCGAGCAGGAAAUCUACUGUGCCGGAUGUUACGAGGACAAGUUUGCCACCCGAUGCGUCAAGUGCAACAAGAUUAUUACUAGCGGUGGUGUGACAUACAAGAACGAACCGUGGCACAGAGAUUGCUUCACCUGCAGCAACUGCAACAAUUCCCUGGCUGGCCAGCGAUUCACGUCUCGCGACGACAAGCCUUAUUGUGCUGACUGCUUUGGAGAACUGUUCGCCAAGAGAUGCACCGCCUGCUCCAAACCAAUUACUGGUAUCGGUGGCACUCGUUUCAUCUCUUUCGAGGACAGACAUUGGCAUAACGACUGCUUCAUCUGCGCGGGUUGCAAGACCUCGUUGGUCGGACAUGGUUUCAUCACCGACGGCGAAGACAUUAUCUGCCCCGAUUGCGCGAAAAUGAAGCUGAUGUAAGGAGCUGAGAGAUGGACAGAGAUCGAUCGAGCGAAGAGGAACGAGCGUGAAGAAAGGGGAAGGAUAUAGAAUACCCUCUUUGCUAGGAUUGUUCUCGAAACCGAGAGCAAUCAAAGGACUCCGCUUCGAGAAACUAUAGAAAUGAAAAAAAAAAAAACGAUUGUAUCGAUUUGAAUCUAAAUAAUAUGAAGAUAAAAAUUACCGUGUUUCUCUUUCAUUAUAUUCUCGAUAAAUAUACAGUUUGUUAAGGAUGGUGUCUCGUACACUGGAAGCUUAUUUAGCAUUGUAUAAUUUCAACACGAUAAUAAAUUAAAUAAUAAAUAAUGGACGAAACGCUUCUACUUAAAAUCUAAAAACGAAUCAGAAACUUUCUAAUUCGACUAGAACCUGCCAUGUGAUUCCCUUUGUGAAAAUUGAUAAUAAAAAUAAAACAAAGAGAAAUAAAGUGAACUAUUUAUAUACGAACAUUCAUACGGUAGGUCCUAGUGUGUUUUUAGUAAAUAAACUAAUGCAUCGUUUGCAUAGAAAUUAUACGCUGUUAAAUAACUUUCAACGAAGUUCUGUAUAGGUGUAUAGUCCGGAAACACGGUAAUUUUGUUGAAAACAUGGAAGAUCCUGCUCGACGAUCUCUUCGCAAACAACAGCGCUCUAUUCACCGAGCUUUCUCGAAGCAGGGAACGCGAGCAGACACGGGGUAUUUUCUAGCUUCGUAGUGUUUAGAGGACGUAGUCAUUUUUCUCGUUUCGAUGUUUCUGUUAACGUUGAAAGAAAGAAAUAAUCGUUAAACGGAGACGAAACGGGAAGAACACGCCUUCAUCGAGAAUCAAAUCGCCUUAAUUUGUAAUUAACCGUCGUCGGGCUGUUACACCGUGUUAAUUAGAAGAGACGAAGCUACGUACUGUCGUUAUUGUUUUUUUUUUU
Molecule: messenger RNA, 5448 nt
Organism: Osmia lignaria (orchard mason bee)
Lineage: Eukaryota; Metazoa; Arthropoda; Insecta; Hymenoptera; Megachilidae
Gene: Lmpt
Product: four and a half LIM domains protein limpet
Cellular component (GO): nucleus; Z disc
Molecular function (GO): transcription coregulator activity; zinc ion binding
Source: RefSeq, a predicted model, not a curated record